Candida tropicalis MYA-3404 is the source of this 495-nucleotide messenger RNA. RefSeq lists its product as uncharacterized. Lineage: Eukaryota; Fungi; Ascomycota; Pichiomycetes; Serinales; Debaryomycetaceae. The record is from RefSeq and is a predicted model, not a curated record. The transcript has a single exon. The coding region runs from base 1 to 495 and encodes 164 amino acids.
AUGACAUAUGUAGUAUUGAGUGGUUAUGGAAUGAUUUUAGCUGAUUAUGCCCGAUCAGUUUACCUAUGUUCUUUCAUAGUUUAUUUGUUUAUUGUUAUUCUGGUUUUAUUCAUGUUAGUUGUUGUUCCUUGUUUUAAAAAUAGAGUAAGCAUUGCCACUAUUGUCAUUCUUGACACAUUGUCCCUUAUUGGAAAUAUCAUCAUUGCGAUAUAUGCGUCUUAUCAUUGGGAUUCACAACAGAACAUUGCUGCUGUUGUUCCAGGUGCUAUUUACCAUGUUCUAUAUUUGAUAAUUUUAUUUAUCUGGUCUGCAAUUCCUGUUAUUAGACAAAGUGGUAUAUCAGGGUUAUUUAAAACACGAAAAUUCUUAUAUGGUUGUUUAUUUAUUGCCGAGCCAGAAAAAGAUGAUUCACUAAAUCCCGAUCAAGUAAGUCAAACAACAGAGGAUGGAGAUUUUGAAAUGAAUGAUAUGUAUCCAAAAAGGGAUUUUCUUUAA